UAAUCAAGGUAAACAAAACAAUGAAUAAUAAAUGUUUGUUUCGGUAACUUAUAAACUGAAUUCAUACUACACUACAUAAUACUCCUAAAUCUCACUUUAAGACUUUAGCACCAAAUUCUCUAAACUCAAUCGAGUUUCUUCAUAGGCUAGAUCUAGAUCUCAGUAGGUACAGAUGUGCUGCUCGAAGAAAUACUCUGGAACUUUUGAAAAUAUUGUUUUGGCUAUCUUGCUGGUCGUCACUGUAGCUCUUUUUUCUCUCCCAAUCAUAUUUUAUUAUAUUUCGGAUAUAUUUGUUUCUAUCAGUUCAACCAUGAUUCUUGAUUCAACCAAUAACAGCAAUAUCAGUGAUAUUUACAACGAAACAUUUCCUGAGAUAAAUUGUUCCACUAUACCAGUGCAGUGGAGCAAAGUGAAUGCUUCAUUGAACUGUUAUGAAUAUGCUGGGUCUAUCUGUGAGGCUUUCUUAACUCAGUGGAGUGAAUGUGCUGCUAUGAGGGAGGGAAGUAGUGUACAUGUUGGUGUGACAGAGGAGAAGCAAAUGAAACAUGAAAGCACACUUAAAACACUGAAUGGCUUUAUUGGUAGUCCUAUUUUUAAAAGCUGUGCUAAAGUAGCAUUACCUUUUCUUUGUCAAUAUAUGUUUCCUCUGAGUGACUGCUCAACAGGAACAAGUUAUUCAGCUACUAGAGAUGAUUGUAUUAUAAUAAGUGAAGGAGUGUGUGCUGAUGUGUGGGACUUGGGACUAAAAUUUGAUUAUGAUUUGCCUAACUGUGAUGAGUUACCUAAAGCUAAUGUAGCUCUUUCCACAAACCUCUCUACUUCAAAUGAAAGCAUUACAAAUAACAUCACUUGCAGAGAUGAUUUUGUUAAAACUAACGUGAUCUGUGAACCAAGAUGUGACAGAUUUGAACAAUCAUCUCAUACUGAAACACAAAUAAUGAUAGGCUCAGAAGUUACUGCUGCUAGCAUUGCUCUCUUACUGUCAAUCGUAACAAUUAUCUUGUCCAUUAAAGACCACAAAAUGAUGUUCAAGUAUCCUUCAAUAUUGAUAUUAUUUCAAGUCAUUGACAUUAUAAUAUUGGCAUCAAUAAUCAUCAUAACUGCUGCUGGUAGAGAUUAUUUGUACUGCAGUUCAGUGAGUUUGUUAGAAACGCUAGACAACCCAACUCUGUUCUGUAAAUAUGGAGGUGCUCUUUUUCAUUACUCAUUAAUAAAUUUGGUUCUUUGGUGGUUCUGCAAUGUGGCAAUAUUUUUUCACAAAAUUCUGUUCCCUUUUCAAGCAAACAGAUUUGAGAGGCUAGGUCGAAACAAGUACAUACUUGCUACAGUGAUUGUCGUUAGUAUGUUGGUUCCAUUACCAGCUGUUAUCGUUGGUCUUACUGUGAAAAAAGUACAAUAUAAUCUUAAUCGUUUCCCUCCUCAAAUGUGUGCAACUAGCAGUGAGAUGUGGUUCUAUUCCAAUAUUCUGCCUACCGAUUUGUUUCUAGGCGCUGGUAUUUUUAUGUUAAUAAUAGCACUGUGGAGCAUCAGAAAAAAGUCUAAAAUAUAUAAAAGUACUCAGUUGAGUACAGCUGAAAAGAAGAUAAUAUUAAUAUUUACUUCAGUUUCAGUGUUCAGUUUGUUCUCCUUGGGAUAUGUUAGCAGUGUAAUUGCAAGAGUUCCUGCUUUUGAAGCUGCUUUAACACAGUACUUUGAAUGUGAAGCUUUUGGUCAUGAUCCAGAAAAAUGCAGUAGGAGCACUUUUGAGAAGAUGUACAGUCCAUACAUGAGUGCUGUUGCGUACUUUUUAAUUGGUCUGGUAUCUCUCACUAUUCUUAAUUUUGUGAUUAAGUGGCAAAAAAUGAGAACAGGUGGAAGGACAAUUGUUAGAAAUGUUUCAAAAGUAUUGCUAAUAAAAACCAAUGAAACAUCAGUGUAAUAAAAAUUAUUAAAAUUGUGUUUG
This is a messenger RNA of Amphimedon queenslandica, 1942 nucleotides long. RefSeq lists its product as uncharacterized. Bases 173 to 1918 code for a protein of 581 amino acids. The transcript has 9 exons. Gene Ontology annotation, molecular function: protein binding. The record is from RefSeq and is a predicted model, not a curated record. Lineage: Eukaryota; Metazoa; Porifera; Demospongiae; Haplosclerida; Niphatidae.